Phytophthora infestans T30-4 is the source of this 585-nucleotide messenger RNA. RefSeq lists its product as uncharacterized. Lineage: Eukaryota; Oomycota; Peronosporomycetes; Peronosporales; Peronosporaceae. Bases 1 to 585 code for a protein of 194 amino acids. The transcript is spliced from 5 exons. The record is from RefSeq and is a predicted model, not a curated record.
AUGCAAGCAGAGAUUGAUAAACAACUGAAGCAACAUGUUGUACCAGGGUACGGUGGGAUUUCCCAAGAGAUGUUAAUUUCAGCUCCAGCACAAGGUUUACCACCAUGGCGGCCGAUCACGGUCCAAGCUGCCUUCGCCAACCGACUCUUUCUUGUAAUAAAGCAGUUUGUCGAUGGUGGCAUACCACUCAGUCUUCUGCAACACGGAUUCUGGUCGGACAUGUCUCUACUCCUACUAGUAUCUAAAGAUUGUCUUAAGUGCUAUGGCUGUAUCCCCGCGUGGAGAACAUCAUUCGGAUGGAUUGCCACAGGGGAGCGUGAACUCGGCAUUGGUCAGGGCUCGGUCCUCGCUAUUCUACACAUCGGAGUGUACAUGGACUGCCUACAAGAGCAGCUCGAGAAAUGCGUAGACCCUGUCGUGAUCAGACAUAGUCAGAAAGACCACGGGAUUAACAUUGCCAGCACCAUGUUUGUGGACGAUCAACUGGACGCAUCAUAUAAUGGACUGGUGAAUCGUGCGAGGGUCACCAAUAUGUUUACUGGUAAAUAUGCCACAGGAGCAUUACCCAGCGGUGCACUUAAAUGA